This is a messenger RNA of Clonostachys rhizophaga, 3315 nucleotides long. Lineage: Eukaryota; Fungi; Ascomycota; Sordariomycetes; Hypocreales; Bionectriaceae. The record is from the annotation of a GenBank genome assembly.
AUGGCUUCCAAGGUCGACUUACCAAAGGGCGGGCCUGACUCGCCCAGCGGCCUUGUUCUCAAGGUCGUUAUUAUGAGGGGCCGGAACUUGGCAGCCAAAGAUCGGUCAGGAACAUCGGAUCCCUACCUCGUCCUCACUUGCGGCGAUUCACGAAUCCAAACGCACACAGUCCCUAAAACUCUCAAUCCCGAUUGGAACACCAUUGAGGAGAUCCCCAUCACCUCCUACCAGAACCUCCUGCUCGAUGUGGUCUGCUGGGACAAGGACCGCUUUGGCAAGGAUUAUAUGGGUGAAUUUGAUCUCGCUCUCGAGGAGAUUUUCGCCAACCAGAGGUCUGCCCAAGAGCCAAAGUGGUACCCUCUCCGGAGUAAACGUCCAGGGAAGAAGACGGGUUACGUCUCGGGCGAGUUGCAGCUUCAGUUUACACUGAUCGACACAUCCAGCAAGAAUGCGACCCCACGCCAGAUUCUUGACAAGCUGGGCAACUUGGCCAGAUCCGCCCCAGGCCCUGGGCUAGAUUCGUCCCGAAACAUUACUCCUAGCAGGACGCCUGUUCUCGCGCCGACCAUCGUUCCCAGAUCUGUGCCAGCUUCUUCCUCCAGAGGCGGGACUAGUGAUGAUGAAGAGGACGACCUGGAAUUGGACGCAGAGGAGAGUGAUAUUGGCGGCGAUCCCGAGGACAAGCGCAAGCGCCGCCUUCGAAUCAAGGGGCUUCGAAAAAGGAAGCAAAACCCUUACGCCUUCACCAACGGCGAUUCUGAUGUCAUGGGUAUUAUUUUCCUUGAAAUCUGCCGAAUCACAGAUCUGCCUCCGGAGUCAAACCUAACUCGCACGAGCUUUGACAUGGACCCAUUUGUUGUGGCCUCUUUGGGCAAGAAGACCUAUCGUACCAAACGCAUCCGGCACAGUCUCAACCCCGUAUACAACGAGAAGAUGAUCUUCCAGGUCCAACCCCACGAGAAGGCCUAUUCCUUUGCCUUUACCGUCAUUGACCACGACAAGUACUCGGGCAAUGACUUUGUGGCCUCUUGCACUCUUCCGAUCCGAGAGAUCAUUGAGAAGGCUCCCAAGGCGGACCCUGAGACUGGCCUAUAUGAGCUACGCGAACCUUCUGCUCUGAGCAAACAGAGAUCAUCAAGCAAGAGCCGUCUCAAGCGCCUGGGUCUGUCAAGGACCUCCUCCACGUCAAGUCUGAGCAAGAUAAUCCGCCCCGGAUUAUCCAAGAAUGCGUCUAGCGCGAGUUCCGUAGCUCCAUCAGUCGCUGGAGACGCUGCUGCUGGUCGUGGCAACGGCAACGGUAAUGGCAGCGGAAAUGCCAGUGGGACUCUCCUAGCACCACCUGCCGACGGCCUUUCAACUCCUACAAACGAGCUGACAGACCCAAUGUCAGACGCAGACGAGAUAGAUCCUGACUUCAUUGAUCUGGAAAUUCCACUGGUUCUGAAGAACUUGGACAAGUGGGAGGCCAAGCAUAGCCCGGUUAUUUAUCUGCGGGCUAAAUAUAUGGCUUAUCCCGCACUCCGACAGCAGUUUUGGCGUGCUCUCCUGCGACAAUACGACACUGAUAGAAGUGGGCGCAUCAGCCGGGUCGAGAUGACGACCAUGUUGGACAGCAUUGGCUCAACGCUGAGGGAAACGACCAUCGACGGUUUCUUCCAACGAUUCCCUCAUGGCGAUGAGGAAGAGUGGGAGUUGACAAUGGAUGAAGCUGUAAUCUGCCUUGAGGAGCAGCUUGAAGCCAAGAGCAAACCGAAGAGUGUAGGAGACAAACUCAAGAAGAUGGUGCCUGAUAUGAAGAGCCUGAAUCUGCUCGGCAGGUCUGGUGACCCAGGUAGUGCCUCCGCCUCUGGUACCUCAACCCCGCAGAUCUCCAUCGAGGCAUCGGAACCCACAUUGAAUGCUUCGUCUUCUGAUUUCCGGAUCGCUGGGGAUGAGAGCGACAGCCCGGAUCGGGAUGACCUCAAUGAUGAGGAACACGUCGUCGAGAUUCGAGAAUGCCCCAUCUGUCACCAGCCCCGUCUCAACAAGCGCAGCGAUACAGACAUUAUUACUCACAUCGCCACAUGUGCUAGUCAAGAUUGGCGGCAAGUCAACAAUGUUCUGGUGUCCGGCUUUGUCACAGCCAGCCAGGCCCAGCGCAAGUGGUACUCGAAAGUCAUCACGAAGAUCUCAUACGGUGGCUACAAGCUUGGAGCCAACUCGGCCAACAUUCUUGUCCAAGACCGAAUCACAGGUCAGAUUAAUGAAGAAAAGAUGAGUGUCUACGUUAGGCUCGGUAUUAGAAUGUUGUACAAGGGCUUAAAGUCGCGUGAAAUGGAGAACAAACGAAUCCGAAAAAUGCUCAAGAACCUUAGCAUCAAGCAGGGCAAGAAAUUUGAUGAUCCUGCAUCUCGAGAAGAAAUUGAGAAGUUCAUUGAAUUUCACAGGCUCAAUAUGGAGGAGGUGCUCCUACCUCUCAACGAGUUCAAUAACUUCAAUGAAUUCUUCUACCGAGCUCUGAAGCCCGGCGCUCGACCCUGCUCUGCCCCGGACAACUCAAAGAUCAUCGUGUCACCUGCAGACUGCCGCAGUGUGGUCUUCAAUGAAAUAUCGCAAGCGACCAGUGUCUGGGUCAAGGGUCGUGAGUUCAGCAUGAAGAGACUCCUUGGUGAUGCCUAUCCCGAGGAUGUCUCUCGCUUUGAUGGCGGAUCCCUGGGUAUUUUCCGUCUGGCCCCUCAAGAUUAUCACCGCUUCCACAUGCCGGUGGAUGGAAUAAUGGGCGAGCCCAGAACAAUUGAGGGUGAAUACUAUACAGUGAACCCAAUGGCCAUUCGCUCAGCACUCGACGUCUAUGGUGAGAACGUCCGUGUUCUCGUCCCUAUUGAUAGCGAGCAGCAUGGAAGGGUAAUGGUGAUCUGCGUGGGAGCUAUGAUGGUGGGUAGCACUGUCAUCACGGCCACAGCCGGCCAACAAGUGAAGCGUGCGGACGAACUUGGUUACUUCAAAUUCGGUGGCAGUACAAUUCUGCUGCUAUUCGAACCUGGCAAGAUGUUGUACGACGAUGAUCUGGUUGAUAAUUCCAGCAGUGCCCUUGAGACUUUGGUUCGUGUUGGUAUGUCAGUUGGCCAUUCUCCUGAUGAGCCACAGUGGACUCCAGAUAUGCGCAAGGACGAGCAGGAGAUUACAGAUGCCGAGAAGAAGGAGGCCAAGCGCCGGAUCCAGGGCAGCGCUGCUGUGGAAGACUCGCCUGAGGGCAGCGGAGAAGAUGAACCGAGGCACAGCAGGAAACCGUCCGCAGCUCCUACGGUUAACACUCUAGCUGCCUCGGCAAUGUAA